CGUCUUUGUAGCUCGGGAACAUAACUGUUGGGAUUACCGUUGUGUCGGUUGCUUUGAUCGUAAUUAACGGAACUUAUAAGAUUUUUUUCGAGCGCAGUACAAGUUCCGAGGUCAUUCACAUUAUGAAUCGCGGAAUAUUUUGUGGAAUAUUUAUUUUUAUUUUAAUCCAAUGUACGAGUUCUAUGAGACUAAAUUUAUCAAGUGAUGAUAAACGUCAUGCCGUUCGUUCUGUAUCAGCGAGUAUUAAUCAAUUUUCUUCAGAAUUUUAUGAGGCUGUAUCUAAAGAUGUAGCGGAUAACUUUAUUUGCUCUCCGUUGAGCGCAGCGAUGGUGCUGAUGAUGGCGUCUUAUGGAGCUCGGGGUAAAACUGCUGAAGAAAUGACCAAAGCUCUCCAUCUCAACCAUGAAAAUUAUGUCCAGAAAACUGGGAUCAAUUUUUUGAUCGAUAAUUUUAAUACGAUUGAAAAAGCUCAAGUAAAAUUAGCGAAUAAAAUUUUCGUGACUAAAGUCGUGCCGAUCAAGCCUUCGUUUAUAAAUAUUACUGAGUCAACGUUCAGAUCUGUUGCAGAGAGUCUUGAUUUUAUGAAUGCUGAAGCUUCCAGUCAAAUUAUUAAUAAUUGGUGCGAAAAAGAGACUCAUUCACGAAUUAAAGACGUUGUACAACCUGGAGAUUUGAAUGCAGACACUGCGCUUGUUCUUGUAAACGCUGUUUAUUUCAAAGGAAUAUGGGCUGAUAAAUUUAUUGAGAAUGAAACUCAUCCAAGGACAUUCCACCUGGAUGAACAAAGAACUAAAAUGGUGCCAAUGAUGCAUAGAUUAGGAAAUUAUCGUUACGGUAUACUUCCCGAAUUGAAAGCCAGAUUUAUUGAAAUACCUUAUGAGAGCACUGACGAGACAGAUUCACUGAGUAUGAUUAUAUUCCUCCCUGAUGAAAUCUCCGGGCUUGGUGAUAUCGAAGCAGGUCUUCAUAAAUUAAAAUUCGAGCGACUUUUGUCUGGAGAACAAUUUGAAAUAGACUUGUUUCUGCCUAAAUUUAAAAUAGAAAGUAAAAUCGACCUUAAAAAGCCACUUAACGCCCUUGGUAUGAACCAAAUGUUCGAAGAUACCGCUAAUUUCACGGGAAUAAUGGAUGUUCCUCCGCUGAAAGUAAGCAAAAUAGUUCAAAAGUCUUUCAUUGAGGUCAACGAAGAAGGCAGUGAAGCUGCUGCUGCUACAGGCUUAGAAAUCACAUCGUUCUCCAUACAAUAUCCAUUUGAUUUUCGUAUCGAUCGUCCUUUCUACUACUCAAUCAUUAAACGACUUGGUGAUCUAGAUGCAGUGACACUUUUUUCUGGACACUGUACUUUCGAAGAAAGUAUUUGAUCUUCAAAACAGACUGGGAUUCAGUGAUAGUUCACUGAAGAGAGCGCAUUUCAAUGUAGACAGACCAUUUUUCUUCCAAAUUGUAAGCGAGCACAUUGUUCUUUUCAGUGGUCAUAUUAAAGAUAUA
Molecule: messenger RNA, 1488 nt
Organism: Cotesia glomerata
Lineage: Eukaryota; Metazoa; Arthropoda; Insecta; Hymenoptera; Braconidae
Product: antichymotrypsin-2-like
Exons: 8
Coding region: 123-1361 (412 amino acids)
Molecular function (GO): serine-type endopeptidase inhibitor activity
Source: RefSeq, a predicted model, not a curated record